CGACAUUACGUUUUGAGGGUAUCUUCGAGUACUAUUUGCACUAUUACCCGUACGUACCAUUGGCUUUUCUGACUCAAGCGUUUUGUCAUCAUCGCCAAGCUUACAAGUCCUCCAUGUUUCUUCGAAGAACACCCAACCUAUACACUCGCAAAAACCGCACGGAAAUCAGUCAAUUCACCUUCCAACUGCGGAAAUUCUCCAACCCCGCUAUGGCUGACCCUAGGGCGAAACUUCAACCGGCUGCGAGAGUGGCUGAUAGAAGACAAGAUGUGUGGUAAGCAGACUGAUCGAGUACUGUCCCAAAUACCAGCGCUCGUCACACUUUUCCAUCUAUCAAAAAAUGGGUUGUUUUCUUUUCGUCAAAUGGACCAACAAUUUCAUCCUCGCUUGUCGCGGCUGCCAAUAAAUGGGACCCAGUUUUAACAUAUCGUAGGACCAUUGUGAACGAGGGUGCUGCCAACUCCCCCAUAAGGCCAAUUGUAAAUAUGGGUCAAGGAUUCUUUGGCUACAAUCCACCAGAAUUCAUCAUAAAUGCUGCCAAGGAGGCUCUGGAUAAGGUUGAAUGUAACCAAUAUUCGCCCACGAGGGGACGUCCUCGUCUAAAGAAGGCCAUUGCCGAUGCCUACUCGCCAUUAUGGGGAAGACAAUUGGAUCCGGAGACUGAAAUUACUAUUACCACUGGAGCAAAUGAAGGUGAGUUGACGAACUUGUUGGGUUGGUGAGAGAUAGUAAUCUCAUGGAAAAUAGGAAUGUUGAGUGCAUUUAUGGGAUUUCUCGAGAAAGAUGACGAAGUCAUUAUUUUCGAGCCAUUCUUUGACCAGUAAGUAACACUAAGAACUUGGUCUAUAAGACUUACUAACACCAAAAAGAUAUAUCUCCAACAUUGAAAUGCCCGGCGGAAAAAUCAAAUACGUGCCUCUCCAUCCACCCCCAGCUGGUUCAACCAAAAACACUUCAGCAGGAGAAUGGACAAUUGAUUUCAAAGAAUUCGAGGCAGCCAUCACUCCCAAAACCAAAAUGAUUGUUCUCAACACACCACACAAUCCCGUUGGUAAAGUCUUCUCCAAAGAAGAACUUCUUAAAAUUGGUGAUUUGUGUGUCAAGAACAACAUCAUCAUCCUCUCAGACGAAGUGUACGACCGACUCUACUACGUCCCGUUCACACGCAUAGCCAUACUAUCUCCUGAAAUCGAACGCCUCACCCUCACUGUCGGAUCAGCAGGAAAGAACUUCUACGCAACAGGCUGGCGAGUAGGCUGGCUCAUUGGACCCCCUCACUUAAUCAAAUACGUAGCAGCAGCCCACACACGAAUCUGUUACUCCUCCGUCUCACCUCUCCAAGAAGCUGCGGCCGUCGGAUUCGAGCAAGCGGAUGCCAACAACUUCUGGACCACCGCAAUCACCGAAAUGAAACAAAAAAUGGACUCCUUCAACCAAAUCUGGGCCGAACUAGACCUCCCCUUCUCCGACCCUGAAGGCGGUUAUUUCGUUCUGGUCAACAUGAAGAAAGUCAAGCUUCCAGCCGAUUACCCAUUCCCGGACCAUGUCAAGGAUCGACCGAGAGAUUUCAAACUUUGCUGGUUCUUGAUUCAGGAGGUUGGUGUGGCGGCUAUCCCUCCGACCGAGUUUUAUACGGAUGAUAAUGCGCAUAUUGGGGAGGACUGGAUGCGGUUUGCUGUUUGUAAGGAAGAUGAGGUUUUGGAAAGUGCGAAGGAGAGGUUGAGAGGGUUGAAGAAGUACAUUGAGCAUUAGAGUAGAAGAGUUGCCUAGUACAGUACUUGGCGUCUAGAUGAAGCUCUGUUAAUGACUUAAGAUUAUUUAGAGAUCUAUUUUCACGGUGUUAAGAUGCUAUGUGUAAGGUCGGUGAUAAAAUGUAC
Hymenoscyphus albidus is the source of this 1877-nucleotide messenger RNA. NCBI's taxonomy places the organism in Eukaryota, Fungi, Ascomycota, Leotiomycetes, Helotiales, Helotiaceae. The record is from the annotation of a GenBank genome assembly.